AUGAGCUUGGCUUUGACGGCGACAGCUCCUCGAGUGGUGAUUGACCUUACCCUCGAUGAACCUCCGGCGACGCCUCUAUCGCCAGCAGCAAGCCCGACGUCACGCGCCGUCAUAGUGCCGGUGAAGCACCAUGGCCCGGUGCUGCUCUCAGACGGGCCUCCCGCCAAGAAACGACGCGUCGAGAUUGGCGACAUGGAGAAGUCGCCGGAGCUGAAGUCUUGGGAUAUUGCUGUCCAGACGGUCAAGACGUUGUUCAAGAGCUCGCCGCUUCUCCAAAAGGGCGAUCUGGGCGACAUCGUCCUCUCUAAUCAGGUCGUGGCUGAUUUCGAGGACCGCGCUGCACCGGUGGUGCAACAGCUGGCAGCCCAGCCUCGAUAUCGCCAGGUCAAACCAAAGCUUGAGCUCACGCCGUCAAUGCCCCUUGCCCACCUGCCAGCACAACCCGUCCCUAUACCGUCACGGCCACUACUACUACCGUCGCCGCCGACACUGCCGCUGCCCGCAGCUCAAAGUCAACGUUGCCCGCGUCCUCGUCCCCCUGCGGAUCUCGACACAACCACGUCGAGUCAGAUACCCAGGCCUCGGGCACCGUUGAGGCAAAGACUCCAUCGAGCAGCCAAGCUUGACGAAAAUACCCCGGCAGGAGAUCGCUGGACUUUUCUCAAAGCAAAGCCCUACCUGGAUUCCAAGACCCGCGGCGAGAUAGCCCGUGGCAUCAAGGCUCGCAUCCCCCUACCGACAAAUGGCGCGGGACUGUCGGUCCCCUACCACGUCGAUUUCAGCCCGCGUGAAGUCGCGCAAAUGGUGGAGAUUGUGGAGAAGACUUUCUGCAUGUAUGGCAUACCCAAGACCAAGGCAGGCUUGGUGCGGAUUCUAAACCAGCUGCCCGUUGUUACCGUUCCCAAUGUGAUUGGCGACUCCAUCAGCGGGCGGACUCGUGGGGACGUCUGGAACUUCUUGUCCGACCUCCGUUCCAACACGCUUUGCUCUGGAAGCCCUCGGGUUCUGUCCCUGGAGAAGACCAACCUCCAGGGCCGUGCUCCCAACCGACGGGUCAACCGAGUCCCUGCCUUGCUCUUGGCUCGAGAGACGGAAGGCAACGCUGGCUUUGGCCGGAUGCGAAACUACGAGAACUUUCAGAACCAGUUCAAGGUGUGCCACGAAGACGAGCUCCAAGUCAUUGCCGAGUUCACCAACUGCGCCGGGGACAUCUCUGCCAUGUCCUGGCUUCCCGGCGACAAGGUCAUGUGCGGCACGACCGCUCACUCGGACGCGCACAACCAGCAAUACAACAAGCCCGGCAACCUGCUGCUCUAUUCGACCAAGCGUGGCGUGCUGCAAGCGCUUCCCGAUCACAGAAUCCCGCGACCAGCGGUCGACAAGGGGGAGAACUCGACCGAGGCUAUGCGUCAGAGCCAAGACCCUUGGCUCUACUCGUCCGUCGUAGCCACAGACUACGACAAGGCAACGGGCCGUGCCUUCACGUCGAGCUUUGACCGCACGGUCAAGGUGUGGGACUUAUCCGGAGAUUCCAUGGUGGUCACAGCCACCUGGCCCCACCAAGGAAACGUCAACUUCGUCGCGGCUGCCAAGGACGGGUCAGGGCGAGUCGCCACCGCUGCCGAUGUGCCCACGGCCGCCAUCCGCGUAUACACCGUCGACGCGGACAACGUGCAGGACAGUCCGUACCAUACCGUGUCAUGCACGAGGAACGACGCCGCAGGCUCGGACAAGUGGGCCUACGUCCCGGCGACAAUGCAUUGGGGUCGCGCCCCGGGCACGCAGCAUCUGCUGGCAAUAGGCUACUCGCCCCGUAGCUUCACGCACGACGAUGCCGACAUCCCGGAGGACAAGUUCCAUUCCGGCGAGAUUUUCCUCUGGGACGCGGCAAGGCGGUGUCAGGUGCCCGUCUUGACCAUGACCACGGCCAACGUGUUUGAGAUCAUAUGGCACCCUUGGCUGCCCCGGUUCGUCGUCGCCACCUCGCCGUCGGGGCUCCUUGUCGAGGCCGGAACCCGGACAAACAUUCACCUGUUUCAGCUGGACGGCGAGAGGGACGACGGAGCGUACAGCGAGGUCCAGAAGCUCGACUGCCCGGCCUCGGACGUCAACGAGCUCACCAUCAUGCCCAACUCCCUGCUCCACGCCUACAUCACGGCCGGGUGCACCGACGGGCGAAUCUACGUCUGGGACACGGCGCAGGGAGACCGCCCGAUCCACGUCCUCAAGCACGGCUACCCGUUGGACGACUUCACGUGCGACCGAGAAAAGGAAGACACGGGCGUCAAGUUCACCGCGUGGGGCAGCACCGCGGACCGGUUCUACACGGGAUCCAGCGACGGCGUCGUCAAGGUGUGGAACGUGCGGCGCCGGCACCGGCCCCUGAUUGGGAACCUCCUCGAAGCGCCGGGCCCCAUAUCCUGCGGCGCCUUCUCCCCGGACCUGUCCAAGCUCGCCAUCGGCGACGCCACCGGCCGCGUCUUUUUGCUGUCCAUUGACAAGCGGGACGCGCUCGAAGAGCACUUUGUCAAGCUGCCCGGGACGAAUCGGCGGAUCCGCCGCCCCCAGCCGUUUACCCCCCACCCCGAACCACCGCCGCCGCCGCCGCCGCCAAGCAGCACCGGCGGCAGCACCGGCAGCACCGGCAGCACCGGCAGCACCAGCCCCGGCCGUGGCGGCACCACACGCGAGACGCCUUCCAUCGCGCAGUACUCGCGGGAGAGGUUCCUCCUCUCGCGGCAGCUGUCCCUGCACCCGAACCCCACCAUCGGCGCCGUCCAGGGGCCCAAGUACCCCCUGACGGGGCUGUACUGCCUCGCCGCCCACGCCUCGUGCAGCCCCGACGACCCCCUGCUGCCCGAGUACGAGAGGAUGCAGCGGUCCACCCGCGACGCCAGCCUCGGCCAACGGCCCCGGCGCAUCCGCCGGCUCAAAGACGCCGCGGCGCGCCUGGACCCCGCCGCCGCCGACGAGGACGCCCGCCGCCACGCAGCCAACGCGUCGGCGGACCUGGACCUGGACGCCAUCCCGGCCGACGUCAUGCAGGACCUGGUCCGCAGCGGAGCGCAGCUCAGCCUCGACGGCGACGAGGGCUGGCACUUUGACUACGACGAAUCGCCCAGCUGGCUCGCGUCUGAUGUCUGA
Messenger RNA from Ustilaginoidea virens, 3144 nucleotides. RefSeq lists its product as uncharacterized. The transcript is spliced from 4 exons. The record is from RefSeq and is a predicted model, not a curated record. The coding region runs from base 1 to 3144 and encodes 1047 amino acids. Gene Ontology annotation, molecular function: protein binding. NCBI's taxonomy places the organism in Eukaryota, Fungi, Ascomycota, Sordariomycetes, Hypocreales, Clavicipitaceae. Gene Ontology annotation, biological process: TOR signaling; regulation of actin cytoskeleton organization. Gene Ontology annotation, cellular component: TORC1 complex; TORC2 complex.